UAUCAGCUUCUCAGAGUAUUCCCCAUUAGAAUCGAUCAUUUUCGACAAACAGUCAGAGAACGAGCUCCACAGAGAUUAGAGCACGUCUUAUUAACUGAUUAUUAAUUAAAUUUCUGAAUUAGUUAGUGGAAAUGCAUUAUUGAUUAUUUCGAGCCUUUAGAUGUUAUCAACUUCCACAGUACGCGGAAAUCACUACAAAAGUAUUAAAAUAUUCCGACCGGCACGCUAUACCUGCGUUUGCGGCAAAGUGCGAUAAUUUUUACUUGAUUGAUUGUGAUAUGCAUGGGGAAAGUGUCGAACUCAUAAUGUUUCAGGCGCUAAUUCUAAUCGCGUUGAAUAUCAUAUGUUUCGUGUCAGCGUUUAGGAUAUCUUUCUAUGACUCUACACUUUACGAGGGCGACACAUGUUUCUUGGCGGAUGGCCUAACCCGUGGAACGUGCCUCCGAGAUACAAGCUGUCUGUACCUGAAGACCAUUCCACAGAAGGACUGGAGAAUAUGUUCAUUCCACCAAAAUUCAUCGUUGGUUUGCUGUAUGGAUCGGCAGCCCAGCUCCCUUCAAGACGUCAGAGGUCACUUCAAACAUAAGAGCGAUGAGAAGUGUGCCAACUUUCCCGAUAUGCCUCAAACAAAGAACAGCAUCCUCAACGGAACGAUAGCUGACAUAGAGGACUUCCCAUAUCUGGGCGCCUUGGCACUGCAGGAUCUGCAAUCGUCUACGAUAGCUUAUCGUUGCGGAGCCAACCUCAUUUCGGAUCGAUUCAUGCUGACGGCUGCCCAUUGUUUGAUAGGCAAGAAACUAAUCCACGUUCGACUGGGAGUGUUAAGUCUCCUGGACAACCUUGACGAUGACCCACCUGUUAUCAUUGGCAUCGAGGACAUCAUCAUCCAUCCAAACUACACCAGACGCCCCAUCAGAAACGAUAUCGCUCUGAUCAAACUGAAUCGAACCGUUGAUGAAGACUUCCUGAUACCGGCCUGUCUGUACACGGAACCGUCCGAUCCCUUGCCGAGCGUACCGUUGGCAAUUGCUGGAUGGGGUGGCGUCGAUUCCUCGAACGAUGGUAUCAUGUCGCCUAUCUUACUGAAAGCGGAGAUAACAACGUACGAACGAGAUCAGUGCAACGCCACGUUAGUACAAACACAAUCUUGGAAGAGACAAGUCCAACUAUAUGACGAUCAGUUGUGUGCGCUCGGUAGGAAUAAGUUGAACGACAACGAAACGAACGAUACGUGCGUGGGUGACUCUGGUGGACCGCUGGAGCUUUCCCUGGGUCGCCGAAAGUACAUCGUCGGUUUGACAUCGACUGGCAAGAUCUGUGGAACGAGAUUCCCAAGUGUUUAUACCCGGGUGUCGCAGUUCAUCGAUUGGAUUGAGUCAAUCGUGUGGUCAUGAUAAGAGAUAAAGUAUCAAAAUAUAAACGUAAAGUAAAAAAUAAACUCCAUGAUUUGUGUGAACAAUGUGAUGUAUCUAAUUACGGACUAUUUCUUAUUUGUAUUAUCUGUUGAAACUACGAGAGUUCUGGAUAUGUGAUUUACUUCUUCAUGGAGCAAAAAAAC
This is a messenger RNA of Armigeres subalbatus, 1558 nucleotides long. RefSeq names its product serine protease Hayan-like. NCBI's taxonomy places the organism in Eukaryota, Metazoa, Arthropoda, Insecta, Diptera, Culicidae. The record is from RefSeq and is a predicted model, not a curated record. Gene Ontology annotation, molecular function: serine-type endopeptidase activity. The transcript has 2 exons. Gene Ontology annotation, biological process: proteolysis. Bases 279 to 1394 code for a protein of 371 amino acids.